This is a messenger RNA of Tetranychus urticae (two-spotted spider mite), 1362 nucleotides long. RefSeq lists its product as uncharacterized. The record is from RefSeq and is a predicted model, not a curated record. Lineage: Eukaryota; Metazoa; Arthropoda; Arachnida; Trombidiformes; Tetranychidae.
CAAGGUAGCCAUGGUAUGGUUUGCUUAUGAUAAUGUAGACUCUAUGUUGAGAGCUGUUAUGCAAAGAGUUGACUAUUUUAUUUUCAUUAAUUGCCUGUGUUAAUCAACCCAUCCUUAACUUUUUUUAGCAAUUGUAAUUAGUGAAGAAAACAAUGAUUAGCUGAAUAAUUGAUUUAAUUCAAAAUUAUAUCAAAUAUCAAGGUUGAUUGGUAGCAAAGAAAGCUAAAUAAAAAUGGAGGGAAAAGUGUUUAUAAAACAAGUGGACAUCUGUUCAGACAAAUCAUUAGUUCGAGUAAACUUGUUCAAAACAGUUAACCAUUUUAAUCAACUUUACAUCAAAUUGUUCAUCAUUUUGGGAUAAUGUCACUAACCAUUUUACUCCUCUCAUCAUUUUUUGGACUGGGCUUUACCCAAUCAACUCAACAACCUUUAUCAACUCAGUCACAGUUGCCAUUAUCUGCUGGUCCCAAUGGCUCGGAUAUUUGUCUAUCCAUCGUUAAUUCGGCGUUACAAACUCUCAACAGUACUUUUGAGCUUCAAGCUGCCGCAUUAAACCAACCUUUCGACUUAUCUCUCUUACCAGAUGAUUGUUUCUUCUUCAAAUCACCCGAAACUACAUGCCAACAAUUUCCAAAUAAUCUUGGUGAUAUGAUCUCAGUUAUGGUCUGGGUUACUCAACUUAUUCAACGAUGUGAAAUUCCUGGUUCUUGGGUUGGUUAUCCAACAAUCCUACCCAACGUUAACCAAGGAGUUAGACAAUUUUCUACUUCCCUUGGCGCAAGUGGUUCGGCUGGACCUGCUGGAACACUUGGUGUUAGUAGUUCUGUAGGGUCCAAUGGAGCUAACUUAGGAGGUUCAAUUGGUAUGGCUCCCAAUAAUUUUGGAGGUUAUGGACAAGGUUCAGCCAUGGUUAACACAGGUGCCUCAGGUACUCCAAUUAUGAUGGUUCCUGUCCAAGCUCAAGCUUCCGUUGCCGCAACUCCUGCUAAUCCUUUUUCAACCAUGUUAGGCAUCAUUGGUUCAUCAGUUGGACCUCAAGGAGUCACAAUUAGUCCUGCUACAAUCGCCGGAAUAUUAUCAUUAAUCAAUCAGGUUGUGGGAAUAGCAGUACAAUUAGCUCCUAUCGGUGGAGCUAUUGCCGGACCAUUGGGAGCUGCUUUAGGCUGAAUUACAUUAAUUUAACUGUCGACUACUCAUUGAUCUGACCAAACUAUUUGCAGUCCGUUAUACCGUUUGCUGAAAUUCAACCCAUUUUCAAGUCUUAAUAUUUAUUGAUGUCCACAAUUUAUCAAGUCACAAGUCUGUUUUAUCUAUUUAAAUUAUUACAUUUUUUACAUUUCAUUAAAUAAUUUAUACAAACUA